AUGUUAAUCAGGUUCCAUGGCAAUGAACAACUUGUCAACGGGCCUCGCUUUCACAUGAUGCUCGAAGCAGAUCAAAAGCUUUAUUAUAUCGCUAAAUUGGAAAUUCGUGGUGUUCAAGCCACUGAUAAAGGAGAGUAUCGCGCUGUCGCUACAAAUAAACAUGGCGAAAGUGUUGCAACGAUCAACUUGAAUUUCGAUAGUACUGCUGGAGGAGCACCAAAAAUCCCAGCUGGCAAGCCACCACGUUUUCCAAAGAAGCCUACAAUUAGACAAGAUGAAGAUCCAAUAAGUGAAGAAAUGCUUUUGAUCAUGGAGUGCAUUUUAGAAGCAAAUCCUGGUCCGGAAAUUAAAUGGUUCCGUGGAGAAACUCCAAUUGAAGAGACAACUCCGCGUUAUAAAAUGACAAGAAAAAAAACUGCACGUGAUCAAUAUACUCUGACAUUGACUAUAAGAGCACCAACCCAGGAAGAUGGUGGUCAAUAUCGGUGUAAUGCGGUUAAUUCUUAUGGCGAAUCAAAUGCAAACAUUGCAUUGAAUUUCGCAGGUGAUCCUGAAGAUGCUAAAAAUGCAGCUGGCUUUGCACCGACCUUCACCAGUAAACCGAAAAUUACCCCAUUGGAAAAUGGGACGAAAAUUGAAAUGUUAUGUCAAUGUCGCUCGAAACCUGAACCUGAAGUUACUUGGUUUAAAGGAAUCACCGAGAUUUACGUUACACCAUCUGCUGAACAUGCAGCAAAGAAAAUCAAGAAGGAUGAAACCAUCUCUGAAAUUAUUGAACGUUACAACUUUUCUUGCACUGCUGUCGAAGCCAGUAGCGAAGAGAAGAAAGAUUCCUUUGAAAUACGUUUGGUGAUUACUAAUCCCAGAAAAUUCGAUAGCGACGUUUUCAAAUGCGUUUUGAAAAAUGAAUUUGGAGAUGCUUGUGCUAAUCUUAAUCUCAACAUAGACGAUGAAGAAGAAGAAAUGGCUGAAUUAGCUCCGAUAUUUUUGGUUAAACCAAAGAUUGAGGAAGCAAACGAAGUUGUUACAAUGCGUUGUCAUGUAUCUACGAAAUGCCUCACAGAGAAACUUCAAGUUGUUUGGACCAAAGACAGCAAUGUCAUUGUUGAGAAAGAAAAUUUAAAAUUAAACAUCCAGCAAGUUAAAGAAGGAGAAUUCAUUAUAACUUUAGUCUUGAAUAAGCCUGGAAUUGACGAUGCCGGUUUAUAUAAAUGCAAUAUUCGAAAUAGCUACGGCGAGUUAAAUGCUAACUUAACUCUUAAUAUUGAUGUUAUUCCUGUCAUUAAGGAACGCCCACGCAUCAAGAAGAUUAUUAAGAAAAAAGAAGUUAUUAUCGAAUGUAGAGUUGCUGUUACAAUUGGUGAUGCUAACAUGCCUAAAUGUGAAUGGACACAUGAUGGUAAAAAGAUUUCCCAAUCUUCUUCACGCCACGUUUCAUCAGUUCAAGAAACAACUCAAACUGUUAUCUCAAGUGGAACUAAAGAAUUUAUAUCUCAAUUGGUCAUCAAGAAUGUUAGUAAAGAAGAUGUUGGUAAAUACCAAAUGAUAGCAAAGAAUGUCAAAGGCGAAGCUGUCUCUCAGGAAGUUACUUUGAGUAACAUUGAAGAGGAUGAAGAAGAGGAGGAAGCACCACCACAAAAGAAGAAAAAAGAGGAAGAAAAGAAGAAGGAAGAGGAAGAAAAGAAAAAGGAAGAGGAAAAGAAAAUAGAAGAACAAAAGAAGGAAGAAGAAAAGAAAAAGAAAGAAGAAGAACAUAAAAAGAAAAUCGAAGAAAAAAAGAAGAAGGAAGAAGAAAUCAAGAAACUAGAAGAAGAAACAAAACUCGCUGAAGAGAAAAAGAUUGCUGAGGAAAAAGAAAAGCAAGAGAAACGAGAGGCUGCUGAGAAGGAAUUAAUUGAAGAAUCACAAGAAAUUGAAACUAAAGUCGAAGAAAAAAAAGAAGUGGAAGAAACGAAACCUGCCGAAGACAAGAAGAAACCAGAAGAAAAGAAAAAGAUUGAGGAGAAGAAAAAGGAAGAGGAAAAGAAGAAAGAAGAAGAAAAGAAAAAGGUUGAAGAGAAGAAAAAAGAGGAAGAAAAGAAGAAAGAAGAAGAAAAGAAAAAGGUUGAAGAAAAGAAAAAAGAGGAAGAGAAGAAGGCCGUUGAAGAAAAGAAAAAGGUAGAAGAAAAGAAAAAAGAGGAAGAGAAAAAAGCAGCUGAAGAAAAGAAAAAGGUAGAAGAGAAGAAGAAAGAAGAAGAGAAAAAAGCUGUCGAAGAAAAGAAAAAGGUAGAAGAAAAGAAGAAAGAGGAAGAGAAAAAAGCAGUUGAAGAAAAAAAGAAAGUAGAAGAAAAGAAAAAAGAGGAAGAGAAAAAAGCAAUUGAAGAAAAGAAAAAAGUAGAAGAGAAGAAAGCAGUCGAAGAAAAGAAGAAAGUAGAAGAAACUAAGAAAAUAGAGGAGAAGAAACAAGAAGAAAAGAAAGCGGCUGAAGAAACCAAAAAAAUUGAAGAAAAACAAGACAUCAAGAAACCAGAAGAACCUUCAAAAUUAGAGAACAAAGUUGAUAAAAAACCAGACACAAAAACAGAACCUACACAAAAACCAAAAACACAAGACACAAAAUUACAGCCUGAAAAAACAAAACCACAAGAAAACAAACCAGAAGAAAAGCCACAAGAAAAACCUGAAGACAAGCCAAAGGAAGAGGCGAAAACACCUAUAAGAAAGCCAGUGGCUAAGGCACAAUCUGAAGAUAAUAAAAAAGCAAUAGAUCCGCCUAAAAAGUUUACGGUGAAGAUAUCAUCUGAUGAUGCAGAAGAAAAUCAACUUGAAAGCGAUGAGAAGAUUUUGAGUAGAAAAACUUCUGAUGAAACUGAUAACAGAAAAUCAGACAUCAAAGGAAAGCCAGAUUCAUCAAAACCCGAAAAAUUUCCUAGCCUAAAAAAAUCCAAAGUUCCUAGCCCCAAAGCUGAAGAAGCAGUUGAAGAAAAGCAAAAAAUUAAAUUUCCUAAAAAACCUAAAUAUGAAGAUUUGCCACAGAUUCCUGAUUAUGAUCGGUCUGAUUUAGAAGUUUAUGAAGAAAGUGAAUUUGAUCCUAGCAAAAAACCUAAAGAUUCACUAAUGACGACUAAAACAGAUAAUGAUGAUGGUGCGGAGGCUAAUGUAACGCUUAAAUCAAAGACUAAGAAGAAACCGGAUAACAGUAAGCCGGAAGAAACAUCAGCUGAAGUUUCUGUUGGCAUGCAAAAAUCAAAAGAACCAUUUAAGUCUGCUCCAGAAGAGUCAGCUGAUGCUAAAAUUAAAACUAAAACUAAAAAGCCAUCAUCAUUAGUUGAAGAAGAAACAUCUAAAGAUAUAACAAUAAAAAUCUCGGAUCCGCUUGGAGAAUCUAAGCCUAAAUCUGAGACAGUCGAAGAUGUCAAUACUGAGGUUUCUCUUGGCAUGCCAAAAUCAAAAGCAGCGUUCAAGUCUGCUCCAGAAGAGUCAGCUGAUGCUAAAAUUAAAACUAAAACUAAAAAGCCAUCGUCAUUAGUUGAGGAAGAAGCUUCUAAAGAUAUAGUAAUAAAAGUUUCAGAUCCGCUUGAGGAAGUUCCCAUUGAAAUACAAAUAACGGAGCCAGAUGAUGUGUCUAUGCCUGUCGAAGAUGAAAAGAGAAAAUUCAAUCGAAAGAAAUAUGAUCCAAUGGCUUAUAUUCCUGAUGAGGAAGAAGAGAAUGCUUUUAUGGCUCUAGAAGAAAGUUCAAAGUCAGAAAAAAGUUCAAAAGAUGAACGUCAAAAAGGGAAAGUAAACAGACCAAAGUACGAUCCAAUGGCUUAUGUUCCGGAUGUUGCAGUCGAUAAUGUUGAUGAUAAAAACUCCCAAGAAUCCAAAAUUCCUUCCUCUAUCCCUCCCCCUCAAAUAAAUGAUCAGAUACCAGUAGAAAACUUAGAUGAAGAGAUACACAAGAACGAAACCCUGCACCAAUAA
This is a messenger RNA of Clunio marinus, 3942 nucleotides long. NCBI's taxonomy places the organism in Eukaryota, Metazoa, Arthropoda, Insecta, Diptera, Chironomidae. The record is from the annotation of a GenBank genome assembly.